CCUUUAAAUACUCACCAUAAACAACAAUCCUCUCUUUGUCCAUUUCAUACAUUUUAACAACAACAAUAACCUCAUUAUCUCCAAAACAACAAGAACAAAAACAAAAACAAAACCAAAACAAAAAAAAUGGCUCUCAAGGCAAUUCCAAUUUCUCAAGUUGUUCCACAAAUUGAUGAAAUUCAUGUUGAAAAUGUCACAUUCCCUUCACUCUACAAUAAUAAUUCUACACCUCUUUCCCAUGGGGAAGAUGAGGAUGAUGUUGGGAAGAUGAAUAAUAAUAAUAAUAAGUUUGUAGUAAUGGGACAUAGAGGAAGUGGGACAAAUAUGUUGCAAUAUUCUUCAUGUAAUGAAAAAACAAUAAAAGAGAAUACUUUGCGUUCCUUCAAUGAAGCUGCUAAAUUCAACCUUCAAUUUAUCGAAUUUGAUGUUCAGGUUAGACAAUAACUCCCAAAUUCAUUUUUUUUAGACGCUCUUCUAAACCACUUUAUUUGUCACAUUUUUUAUUUAUACGUCGCUUAAAAACUAUAUGUUUUGACUAUGGUAAUUAAUUAAAUGUAAAUAUAUUUGUGGACGAUUAAAAAGGUGGCCUUGUUUUACUGUCAACCUCUAGAAAGGACACGAACCACAGAGAAUACGUAGCAGGUGGUGUCUAAUUUUGUGACUAUUGUCAUCAAAUCAUUUUUAAUAUGUAAAUUAUUGAGACCAAAUUUACAAUUACAACACAACUUUAUAUGCUUUUAAGCCUUUGACGCUUGUACUAUGAUAGCAUCAUUCAUUUUUGACCAAGGAAGGAAGUGUUUUAUUUAUAUAAAAAUGUUUGAAUAGAGAGGAAGAAGCUUUGAUAAAACAUCAAUCAAGGUUGAGCUAGUGUCACUUGAGAAAUCUUAUUACAUUACAUUAUUAUACAAACAUACCCGCAAAUUAUACAUGUGAAAAAUGAUAAAGUUGAUAUUUGGAAUAUCAUAGAUUUUUCUAGUAUAGUUUCUAAAAUAGUCUAGUGUAGUAUCUAGAAUAAUUAUCUUUAAAAAAUAUGUAGAUAUUCUAGAGAAGUUGCCUUGAAGAAAUAUCUAGAUAUUCUAAAGAAUUAAAUAUUUGUAGUAAAAGAUAGAAUAGUCUAGAUGUUGUAAUAUCUAGAACCAUCUUACAUAAGUAUAAAUAGAGGUGACCUUAGUCAUUUGUAUGUAACCCAAUAACAAUCCAAAGAAAGACAAUCAAUGAGUCUUCUUCCAUAAACAAGUUCUCCUUUUUAACUUCAUCUCUUUUUUAGAUUCAUCUUAGUUAACGAUUUUGGGCUAAGAGAAGGCCCGAUUUAUACUUUUCUUCUGCUAUUCUCUAUGAUACAAACCCACGAAUUAUACAAACGAAACA
Molecule: messenger RNA, 1368 nt
Organism: Solanum tuberosum (potato)
Lineage: Eukaryota; Viridiplantae; Streptophyta; Magnoliopsida; Solanales; Solanaceae
Product: glycerophosphodiester phosphodiesterase GDPD1, chloroplastic-like
Exons: 2
Coding region: 127-444 (105 amino acids)
Biological process (GO): glycerophospholipid catabolic process
Molecular function (GO): phosphoric diester hydrolase activity
Source: RefSeq, a predicted model, not a curated record